AUGGUCAAGCUUCAGCUGGUUGGGACAGUGAUUGCAACACCAAGAGCACAUGGGGCUGCGGACGAGUUUCCAAAGACUUUGGGAAGCCCACACCCCUUCAGCAUCGAGCACCAUCAUGACCACGAGCAUCAGCCCGAUCAUCCACUCUAUGAGUUGGACCCGACGAACCUGGAGAGGAUGUUCGAGGGAGUGGAGGACACGGCAGUUCAUGCCUACUGCCGAAGACAUAGCUUGCAGGCCACACAUCUUCCGGCUCAACUGGGACCGGAUGGACCUCCCAGUGGAGGAAGUUCGGCACAGCUGGGAGACUUCGAGAACCGCAGCCGCCACACCUCAAAG
Symbiodinium necroappetens is the source of this 339-nucleotide messenger RNA. The record is from the annotation of a GenBank genome assembly. NCBI's taxonomy places the organism in Eukaryota, Dinophyceae, Suessiales, Symbiodiniaceae.